UAUUUAGGACAUUUCACAUUAACAUUAUCGAUAACAUUUUACAGUCUGUUAACCUUGUGUUCAUAUUGUGACAACAAAAAAAAUAAAUAAUGGGUGGACAUGGACACGGAGAGCCCUACACGGUGCCACAUCCAUCAUGCUAUAAGGUGGAGAAUGUGCCGCAAUUGCUGAAAGUCAAAGAAGCGCUUGGCCGCCAGGGCUUAUCCGACCCAUGGCUGAGGAAUGAGGCCUGGCGUUACGAACAGAAGGCAUUCGGCACACACCGCUCUCGCCUGGCUACGUUUAUGUUCCGCGGCCUCGGAGUCGGCUUUUGUGCAGCUGUCGCCACCAUCGCUAUUGAAUAUGCUCUCGGAAUCGGCAAGGGCCAGGGUGACCACGGACAUGGACAUGGCCACGACGACAAGAAAGAUCAUUAGAGCAAGCUCUUUAAUUAAGUGAUUUAGUUGAAUAAAUAUGCAAAUCAGGAUA
Drosophila navojoa is the source of this 468-nucleotide messenger RNA. RefSeq names its product NADH dehydrogenase [ubiquinone] 1 beta subcomplex subunit 3 (gene ND-B12). The record is from RefSeq and is a predicted model, not a curated record. Gene Ontology annotation, biological process: electron transport chain; mitochondrial respiratory chain complex I assembly. Gene Ontology annotation, cellular component: mitochondrion; respiratory chain complex I. Lineage: Eukaryota; Metazoa; Arthropoda; Insecta; Diptera; Drosophilidae.